AUGUCUCUGAUACAAUUUGGAAGUACCUGUGUUGCUCAGUGGAGUAUUCGAGCUUAUUAUCCGAGCAGAGUCGAAUCAAGUCGACAACAAAACUCCAUGAGCCAAAUAAAUUGUUUGGGAGCUUCAAGGUCGAGUAUCUUCUCAUCACAUGGCUCCUUGCCCUUCUUGUCGAUGACGGGAAUGUCCAGAGAUAUGCAUCCUCGCAGAGGAGCUCGCUUCACUGUUAGAGCUGAUGCAGAUUACUAUUCGGUACUCGGAGUUUCGAAAAAUGCAACCAAAUCUGAGAUUAAAAGCGCUUAUCGGAAGCUGGCUAGGAAUUACCAUCCGGAUGUGAACAAGGAACCUGGUGCAGAAGAGAAAUUCAAAGAAAUAAGUAAUGCAUAUGAGGUCUUAUCAGAUGAUGAAAAGAAGUCUCUUUACGAUAGGUUUGGUGAAGCCGGAGUUAAAGGCGCUGGUGGAAUGGGAGGCAUGGGGGAUUUUAGUAAUCCGUUCGAUCUAUUCGAGUCAUUAUUCGAAGGCAUGGGAGGGAUGGGAGGAGGAGGUGGAAUGGGGAGAGGUUCAAGAAGCAGAGCCGUGGAUGGUCAAGACGAGUACUACACACUGAUCUUGAACUUCAAAGAAGCUGUUUUCGGGAUGGAGAAAGAGAUUGAGAUAUCCAGGCUCGAGAGCUGCGGGACUUGCCAAGGCUCAGGCGCGAAACCGGGAACCAAACCGACCAAAUGCACCACAUGCGGUGGUCAAGGCCAAGUGGUCUCAUCAGCAAGAACUCCUCUCGGAGUGUUCCAACAAGUCAUGACUUGCUCGUCAUGCAACGGCACUGGAGAGGUCUCGACGCCUUGUGGUACUUGCUCAGGAGACGGACGCGUGAGGAAGACGAAACGGAUAAGCCUCAAAGUACCGGCCGGGGUUGACUCCGGUAGCCGGUUAAGAGUGAGAGGAGAAGGCAACGCCGGGAAGAGAGGCGGGUCGCCGGGAGAUCUGUUUGUUGUCAUAGAGGUCAUACCAGACCCGGUUUUGAAACGGGACGAUACUAACAUACUCUACACCUGCAAGAUAUCGUACAUAGAUGCGAUUCUAGGGACGACCUUGAAAGUGCCGACGGUGGACGGGACGGUGGAUUUGAAAGUACCGGCGGGGACACAGCCGAGCACGACGCUGGUGAUGGCGAAGAAGGGAGUUCCCGUGCUGAACAAGAGUAACAUGAGAGGGGAUCAGUUGGUGAGAGUGCAGGUGGAGAUACCAAAGAGACUGAGCAAAGAAGAGAAGAAGCUUAUUGAGGAGCUUGCUGAUAUGAGCAAGAACAAGACUGCUAAUAGUAGUAGAUGA
Thlaspi arvense is the source of this 1326-nucleotide messenger RNA. Lineage: Eukaryota; Viridiplantae; Streptophyta; Magnoliopsida; Brassicales; Brassicaceae. The record is from the annotation of a GenBank genome assembly.